AUGGAAAUGCUUGAUGUUUGGGAAUGCUGCAAGACCAAAAGCAAAGUAUGGUUACAAAUGCAGAACAAACUACUUACUGCUGAUAGGUUGAACAAAUGGGGCAUGAUGAUUGAUACCAAAUGCAGUUUAUGUCAGAAAGCAGAGGAAACUAGAGACCAUCUAUUUGUGGAAUGUGAAUAUACGAAAGCAAUGAUGCAUAAGCUAAUGAGCUGGACACAAAAUCAAAGCAUAGUAGCAAGUAGCUGGGAGCAACAUGUGCAGAAGGUGAUCAAACGAGCUAAAGGCAAGUCAAAGGAAGCCCAACUAUUCAAGAUGUUAUAUUCUGAGUUAGUACAUUAUAUAUGGAUAGAGAAAAAUAGAAGGAUUUUUGAGAAGACAAGUAUAGGAUGGAAGAGGAUAGCCAAAGAGAUCACAUGUGUUUGUUAUGUGCGGCCAUUUUAA
Messenger RNA from Nicotiana attenuata, 441 nucleotides. RefSeq lists its product as uncharacterized. The coding region runs from base 1 to 441 and encodes 146 amino acids. The transcript has a single exon. The record is from RefSeq and is a predicted model, not a curated record. NCBI's taxonomy places the organism in Eukaryota, Viridiplantae, Streptophyta, Magnoliopsida, Solanales, Solanaceae.